CCCGGAGUAGGGGCGGGAAGGCGGCAGUUUCGGGCGGGUCGGGGCGGAGCUGAGGAGUCGGCGGAGGCGGAAGCGACGGCCCGAGGGGCGGGGAAGGGGCUGGCCCCGGAAGGCGGAGGAAACCCUGAAAAGAAAACAGCAACAAGCCGAGCUGCUGUGACAGAGGGAAACAAAAUGGCGGCGCCGAAGGGGAGCCUGUGGGUCAGGGCCCAACGGGGACUCCCGCCGCUGCUGCUGUUGACCAUGGCCCUGGCUGGAGGCUCGGGGACCGCUUCGGCUGAAGCAUUUGACUCGAUCUUGGGUGAUACGGCGUCUUGUCACCGGGCCUGUCAGUUGACCUUCCCCUUGCAUACCUACCCCAAGGUGCCUGCCAAUUUGUACACAGUGGAUCACACAGAAGAAGAGUUGUAUGCAUGUCAGAGAGGUUGCAGACUGUUUUCAAUUUGUCAAUUUGUGGAUGAUGGAAUUGAUUUAAAUCGGACCAAAAUGGAAUGUGAAUCUGCAUGUACAGAAGCAUAUUCCCAAUCUGAUGAGCAAUAUGCUUGCCAUCUUGGUUGCCAGAAUCAGCUGCCAUUCGCUGAACUGAGACAAGAACAACUCAUGUCCCUGAUGCCAAAAAUGCACCUACUCUUCCCUCUAACUCUGGUAAGGUCAUUCUGGAGUGACAUGAUGGACUCUGCCCAGAGCUUCAUAACCUCUUCAUGGACUUUUUAUCUUCAAGCUGAUGAUGGAAAAAUAGUUAUAUUCCAGUCUAAGCCAGAAAUCCAGUAUGCACCACAGUUGGAGCAGGAGCCUACAAAUUUGAAAGAAUCGUCGCUAAGCAAAAUGUCCUCAGAUCUGCAAAUGAGAAGUUCACAAACCCAUAGGAACUAUCUUGAAGAUGGAGAAAGUGACGGCUUUUUAAGAUGUCUAUCUCUUAACUCUGGCUGGAUUUUAACCACAACUCUUGUCCUCUCGGUGAUGGUAUUGCUCUGGAUUUGUUGUGCAACUGUCGCUACAGCUGUCGAGCAGUAUGUUCCCUCUGAGAAGCUGAGUAUCUAUGGUGACUUGGAAUUUGUGAACGAACAAAAGUUAAACAGAUAUCCAUCUUCUUCUCUUGUGGUUGUUAGAUCUAAAACUGAAGACCAUGAAGAAGCAGGGCCUCUACCUACAAAAGUGAAUCUUGCUCAUUCAGAAAUUUAAGCUUUCUUUUUUUUUAAAGUAAAGGGUUAAUUGACAUCUAAAUUUCCAUUCCUCAUAGAGCUUCUCAAGAUGGUUUCAUUGGAUAUAGGGCUUAAAAAUCACUUUAAAACACAAAUAAAGUUACCCAAAUCUGUGAAGACCGUAUUUGCCGUAACUUUAUCUGUAAUUUCUUUUCUAGUAAUUUAAGAGGUGGAUAUUUGGGAUUGCAUUUUUAUUUUACUAAUACCUGUAGCUAUUUUAUUAUUUACAUUGUUUUUUGUUUUCUUUCUUAGCCAAAUUCUGUGAGCUGUUCAUUGCUCUUCCUCACCUUCUGCCAUAAUACUGUCUGUCACCUUAGUUAAUAAACUGAAUAUUCAAUAGGACUUGAUGCUUCUGCUCAGAAAUGGCCCACAACCUGUAUCUUGAAAUUUAGCAGGAAAUGCCCUUUAAUUACACUACAUUUUCAGUUGUAUUGACUGAAGACAUUAAAAUUUUACUUGAAUAAUUA
Messenger RNA from Canis lupus familiaris (dog), 1669 nucleotides. RefSeq names its product transmembrane protein 59 (gene TMEM59). The transcript is spliced from 9 exons. Bases 175 to 1182 code for a protein of 335 amino acids. Gene Ontology annotation, cellular component: lysosome; late endosome. The record is from RefSeq and is a predicted model, not a curated record. NCBI's taxonomy places the organism in Eukaryota, Metazoa, Chordata, Mammalia, Carnivora, Canidae. Gene Ontology annotation, biological process: positive regulation of autophagy.